CAUCUUUCAUCCUUUCCAGGUAGUAGUCUAUUGUAAUUUUUUUCUUGUGGGUGAUUUCUUGUUCUGUUAGAGUGUUAGUAAAAUUAAUGAUGACACCUGAUGAGUGCAGGGAAAAUUUGAUUUCUUGCAAAAGGCGGUUAACAGAUGCUUUAGCAAUUCAAGGAAAUGAGAAAAUAUACUGGGCGAACAUGAAAGCCUGGUUCAAGCAACAGAUAUCAAAAGAAGAAUUUGACAUUGAAGCUCGUCAGAUGCUGACAAAGGAGACAACUCAUUUACAUAAUGAAUUCUUACUAGCUGUGCUAACAAAGUGUCAUGCUGUGGGAUCAGUUACAGGUGUUAAAGACACAUCAACAACUCUGUCAACAAAAGCUAAGAAAAAUAAAAGAAAAAUGCAAGCUAUCAAAAGAAAGUUUGAUAAUCGUUUUGUACAAGCUGUUCCAGCCAGCCUACCGCCAGCAAGAAAUAUCCAGAAGGAAAAUAAACAGAUGUUAAGUCGUAACAAAUCGAUGUCAAAACAAAAAGAAAUUCCAAAGCAAAUUGUGUUUUGCUCAAGGUCUUUAGAAAUACCUGGAAUGUUGGAAAUGAAUGGUCGAGUUGCUGUUAUAACUUGGGAAAAAGGCCUUGAUGAUUUUUCCGAUGAAGUUUCCCAACUUGUAAUAAACGCUAUUUAUACUAUUUUGAAAAAUAUAAUAGCAGAUAUUUGUUCAAGAAGAUCGGCUUACAAGGUACGAAGUACUGAUUUCAGACAUCAUAUCAGUUGUACACCUGAAAACCCAUAUCUUCUUCAAGAUGCACCUAUACCUUCACUGUUUGGAUCUCAAAAAUAUAAUAGUUCUUCAUUGUCAAGUAAACCAACGUAUGGACGAAGGCGAACAGAUGGCAAUCAAAACAAGCGUCUUAUACCAUCUCAUUCUGUAUAUGGAUUAUGCAUGGAAAGAUUACUCUCAAGUUUAUGGCACCCUGACCAUGAUGAAAUAGAACAAGACCACAACUUCAAUAAGCUCGUAAGCACUUCUGAGCAGAUGGAAAACCAUGUAUGAGAGAAAACAAUAGACACAUGUAAAAUGUACUGCUCCUCGGUAGAGUGUGAACAUUGGCGAUAUGAGGUGAAAUUAUGGAGACUGAACUGGAAGAUCUCUGGCUGCUUCUGGAAUUUCUUCCAAACUGUCUAUUUUGGGGUAAAGCCACACAGUCCACUGAUCGGUUUUUUGUUUCACUGAAAACACGGCGUAUUGAAGAUUCCAUCUGAAAAAAAAAACAUUGACAAUAUAUUGCAUAUGCAUUAUAUUGAUAUUUGUUAUAAAGACAAUAUAAACAAAG
Messenger RNA from Styela clava, 1320 nucleotides. Lineage: Eukaryota; Metazoa; Chordata; Ascidiacea; Stolidobranchia; Styelidae. The record is from RefSeq and is a predicted model, not a curated record.